Molecule: messenger RNA, 1922 nt
Organism: Megalopta genalis
Lineage: Eukaryota; Metazoa; Arthropoda; Insecta; Hymenoptera; Halictidae
Source: RefSeq, a predicted model, not a curated record
AUGUCUAAAUCGGAAAUUAUGCGUACUACAAAGAAUCAAAAUCAAUCCUUAGAUUUCGAGGCGACAGUUUUGUGGACGGACGAAUUCGUAGAAGAGAAGCUGCCCGAUAACAUUAUCUUCCCGAAAGAACUGAAUCUGUUCUUGCGGAAUCGGAUUCAAGAUUUAACUGCUGAGAAUGGUUGUCUGCGGCGAGUCCUCGAGGAGUCUGAGGAAAAGCUUCGAAAGAGACAAUCUGAACCGACAACAUCCACAACAAUUUUGGGGAAACCGAACGAAAUGGCCGUUGUGAAAAUAAUCGAGCUCAGCAAAAGGUGCAGAGAACAAGCUGCCGAGAUCGAGGUUCUGAAAUCAAAAUGCAAAUCCCUUGAGACUAGCUUGAAUAACAAAGAAACUGAGUUGGAGAACGAAAAGCAGAGAGACCGGAAGCAUUCGAAGAUCGACUCCUCCCAGGAGAGUACUGAGAAUGAUCGACUGAAAGAGGACGAGGAUCGAGUGAAGCAGCUAAACGAAAAAUUGCAACAAACGCAAAUGAAAUUAUACGAGUCGAAGAACGCCUGCAGCAGUUUGAAAUUAGAAAUUAACAAACUGAACAAGUUACUGUGCAGCGAAGUGGGCGAGAACGUGAACUUGAGUAAUCUGUCGAACCAGCCUGGAGGAUGGCGAGGCAGAGCUGAACAGAUUCAAUUAUUGCAACAGAAGGUAGCAGAAUUGCAAUCCAGAUUGUCGGAUUAUGAAGGAACCCAGAAGACAUCGAUCGCAUCCGUGGACCGGAAAUGUAUGGCUGGUCUUCGGAGCAUGGAGAAGGAACGCCGCCAGUACAUUGAGAAUUGUGUGAAACAGCUUCGACAGUCGGAGAUUGCGAUCGAGAGUCAGAAAAGGAAGCUGGAGGCUUCGAAGGCGAGAAUAAAGGUGCUGGAACAUGAAUUGAAUGCGGCGAAAGGGUGCAUCGCAGUACUAAACGAGAAGAGAUCCCACGAUGACCAAAUGAUCGAGACCCUCGGCGAGCGGUUGAAAACUAUGGAAACAAGGCUACAGGAUAGGGAAAUGGACAUGAAGAUGAGGGAGGAGAAGAUCGAGCGCGAGUCCAUGAACUUAAGGAACGAUUUACAAUCCGCGCAGCUUCAAAUCGAGCGUUUGAAGAGAAAAUUGGAGGAACGAGAGAUCGAGAUCGAUAAGCUCAGGGACGGAAUUAUUCCUGAUGGGUCGAUCAAAGCUCGGAGGAGAUGUUCGGAAGAAGUUCAACCGGAGAUACACUCAAACAGUUUGAACCAUAGUCCGCCGCAAACUUUCAGAAGUUCCAGCGAUCCGAACGAGUACGUGACGUUCGCACUUGCAGCCGAAGCUGAAAGAGAAAGACUAUUGGACCUAGUUACCGAAUUAAACAGACGAUUGGAUAAAGAGAGAACCGAGACUGAGCUGCUCUCUAAUUCUUUGCGCGACGAGAGAUACAAGUCGGCGAAACUCGAGGUGAAACUCCGAAGAUUGGAGGCCGAAAAAGUAGGACCGAUGAGAAUCGAUACAGGCUACAGAUCAAGACUCUUAUCUAGAUCGUUGAAGACCAAUGACGAGUUCAUUAACAGCGAGGAAACGCGGCUGAAAAUGGAACUAUUGCAGGAAGAAUGUCUCGCUUUGAAGGCGAGAUUGGACACGGUGCAACAAGACAAAUCGUUGGAUCUUGCGAGAUACAAAGAAAUGCUCGAUCAAGUUAGAAAAAUUUUUCAGGACGCGUGGAGAGGAAGACCACCUACCACUGUUGGCAGUCGUUCCACGAUCACGGUAUAGCGUGAAAUCAAAUCGCUAUGUAACAAUUUAUUAAAAAUAAUCACUCGGAAGUGCGUGUAGACACAAGUGUGGAAUCGUUCCGCAUUUCUUCUCGUGUAAUUUGUGAAAUAAACGGGUUCAUCGAAGAGCAACAACUCGCA